Messenger RNA from Spodoptera frugiperda (fall armyworm), 2814 nucleotides. RefSeq names its product ubiquitin-conjugating enzyme E2 J2. The record is from RefSeq and is a predicted model, not a curated record. NCBI's taxonomy places the organism in Eukaryota, Metazoa, Arthropoda, Insecta, Lepidoptera, Noctuidae. Bases 196 to 873 code for a protein of 225 amino acids. The transcript has a single exon.
AUUAUUCUCUUUGGACGACAUGACGUAUCGUAUGAUUGCAAAUCAUUUGACGUAUUAUUUUAUUUAUUAGUGAUUGAUUUUAAUCGACCAAAAAUUGUAAUUCAAAGCUAUAUCGAAGAAAUAAUAAGUGUAUGAUAGCAGUGAUAUUCACCUAACCCGUUACAGUAUUGUAUGAGUGCGUUUUUGUGCUAAGAAAUGGCUAAAACCAAAGUUACAGGAGCUACUAGCAGGCUGAAGCAAGAUUACCUUAGGCUGAAAAAUGACCCUGUUCCAUAUGUGACGGCAGAACCAGUGCCAUCAAAUAUUUUAGAAUGGCAUUACGUUGUCAAAGGCCCAGAAAAAAGUCCUUACGAGGGUGGCUACUACCACGGAAAAAUCAUAUUUCCGAGGGAGUUUCCUUUCAAACCGCCAUCAAUUUAUAUGAUUACACCGAACGGACGGUUCAAGACGAACACUCGACUGUGCCUUAGCAUUACAGACUUCCAUCCCGAUACGUGGAACCCAGCGUGGUCAAUAUCUACAAUUCUCACUGGCUUGCUCAGCUUCAUGUUAGAAAAAACUCCAACAUUGGGAUCUGUUGAAACUUCAGAUUUCCAGAAACGUUGCUUGGCGGCGGAGUCUUUGGAGACAAAUAUAAAAAACAAAAUGUUCUGUGAGCUAUUUCCGGAUUAUGUCCAGGAGAUUGAGCAGCAGCUGAAGUUGCGGCAGGAGGCCAUGCUUCACGCGGACACCACAGCUCCCAGCCCAGGUGAAGUGAUAACAGAGCAACAAUCUAAUAUGUAUUAUAUCUUGACCAAUUUGUUUGUGUUGGUAGGCUUUGUAUUUCUUGCAUACAUGGUAAAAUAUGUUUUAGUCUCCAUAUCCAAUGAUUAGUCAUGCUGUAUUUUUAAUGUAAAUAUUGUAAUUUAUUUUGUAAAUACAUAUUAUUCCAUUAGAGGCAAAUUUUGAAGUUAUUAAUUAAUAUGACAUUGUGCUAAGCAUACAGACUAUUGAUGUACGGGAUGUACCUUAUAUGAACCUUGUUUGUGUGACAAGACAUUGCUGAUAUACUCAAUUGUAAUGGGGAGAAAAACUCAAAGAUCUACGUAGAUGUCUCCAUCAUCGACUCUGUUGUUUGGUUGAUGUUUCUUGUUAUGUUAUUUAUUGAAUAAUUUCACUUGAUUAUAAUAAUUAAUAUGAAUGCUCUUGACUUAUAUCUUUUCAAAGAAACAUUAUAUAUUAUUGACCAUGGUUUAUUAUGAAUUAAUCGUAAUUAAGUACCUAUAUUUACCAAAAUAAUAAAAUACAAAAUUGAAUAUCUCAUCUCAGUACGGCAGUUAAACUGUGAAUAUUUAAUUUCAUACAAUAUUUGUUUACUUUUGUAGACAUAUAUUACCUAUUAUGGAUUUUGACCAGUGGGAAGGCUAAAUUAGGCACAUGCGUUCAUGCGCCAUGUGAUAGGAUAGGAAGCUUGAUAAAAAGCAGUUUUUCUCCUCAUUUAGAUAUGGUAACAAGUUGUAAGCUAAACUGUUGGAUUGUAUAAACUUAUUGCAAGUGUAGUUACCAGUUAUUUAAAAUUAAAAUGUUAUCCCACAAACAUUCUCCUAAUAUUCAGUUACAAAUAAAAUUGGAAAUGCAUAGAAAGAUCUCUUUUGUUCCAAAGUGCUAUUUCACUAUUGCAACUAUGUUUAUUGUAAAUUGUAUGUGUUACAUUGUAGUGUAAAGAAUAUAAAAACAUUGAUUAUACAACAUAUUGAGCAAGCACUUUCAUUGUUAGUGUAAACAUUGUAUUCACACAUUCAUAGUUUUUAGAAUUCUUUGUGAUGAAUAGCUAGGUAGCGUGUUUUAAAUUAGAGAAAAUAAUGUAGUAUAAUGUGAUACUUUUUCACUAUUGCAAGUAUUCUCAGUUAAUAUUGCAAAUAGCUUUUAGUGUGAGAGACAUUUGUCAAUAAUUGUCAAGUUAUAAACUUACAAAUAAAUGUAAUAAUCUCAAAGUUGUUGCUGCUUGUGUUCGUUUGACUGUCUGUUGUUAUUCCAAAUAUAAUAAUGAAUGUUAAGUUGAUUGAAUUCGAGUAUUUCUUAAUGUGCUGCUAUCACCCUAAUACUGAAAUGCUACUUGAUUUUAAGUUGUACUUAAAGAAUAUAUAGUAUGCUACUAUCAACUAUUUCAAUUUCAAAUAAUUUAUUUCAGACAUAUUGUAUUCAUAAUCUUAAUAGUAACAAGAAAACUUAAAAACUUGAGUCUUAAAAUUCAGUGGUGUUUGAGUAUUUGGACAUAAUUCUUCUAGCUUUAUGUCAUUUACCUAUAUGAUGUUAUUCAUGUAUUAGAGUCCAAAAUUGUUAAUCUUUCAAUCAUCAAUAUUGAGCCUACUGCUGCAUUUAAAUUGUGUUGUCCAUGUAUGAAUAUUAUAUUUGACGAAUAAAACUAUGUGCUAUAUAAAAAUCUGCUAUUGUUUGAUCACUAGUGCUAUUGUAAGGUGUGUCAGAAUUGGGUACUAUUUGUGUAAUACAAAUCGACAAAAAGUAGUAAAUUAAUAUUAUUUAUGUGCAAAUUAUUUUUAAGUUCUAUGGACUAAUGAUUUAUUUUAUUUGAAUUCACACACAUCCUGAUGAAAAUAGUACUUAAAAAUAUCUAUUAUUACUUCUUUCAUUGCUUGUGUAGCUGUUUCACAUUAUAAAUUUAAGAUUCCAAAAUGUUUCAAUAGUAAGGAGCCCUUCAUUUGCCAUGUAAUGUUGCGCACAUCAUACAAAUAUGUGAUUAUAAUCAUUGUAUACUGUUGAUUUUAGCAACUGCUAAUUGUUUUAAAUCUAGUAAAAUGGUAUUUUUAUAUGAAA